CUACAAGCCGUAUUUUAAGCCCUCAAAAAUCCUUUCCCAUCUCCUCGAUUUUCUUCUCUCUCCCCUCCUUACCACCGCGGAACUCCAGCGGACUCCCGCCAACCUCCACCCUGCCCUUCCUGUAGUUCGUGCCACGCGCUAUUCCCAAGGCUGGCACGUGACCUGUGAAACGCGCCGCACAGACUCCCGCGGAAAGCUUGGACAUUCAACGACACCAAAUUGCAAAGCUUGCCAGCUUGUGCCGCAUCAUCCAAUUUCAAGUCCAGCCAAAAUCUUAGAAGCAAAGGAGCUUCCCACGACGACGACGACGACGACGACGACGACGACGAAGACUCCUCCCUGCGCAACAAUCCCAAACCCCAUCCUACAGCACAUCCACACAGCUCCCACACUCCAAUCAAUCGAUCCCCAUGUCCUCCGAACGCGGUGCCUUCCGCGGAACCAGCGGCGGACGCGGACGAGGCGGACGCGGAAGAGGAGGAGGAGGAGGAAGUCACCACCAACAACAACACCACCAGCGCGGCGGUGCGACAGGUGCAAGCGAGACCCACGCCGAGCGCCCCAAGAAGGAGAACAUCCUCGACCUGGGCAAAUACAUGGACAAGCAAAUCACGGUCAAGUUCAGCGGCGGGAGGGAAGUCAUCGGCACAUUGAAGGGCUACGAUCAACUGAUGAAUCUGGUGCUGGAUGAGGUGAGGGAAGCAAUGACGGACGAAGAAGGGAACGUGCGGUACCGCAAACUCGGCCUCAUAGUCGCGCGAGGCACGCUGCUGGUCGUCAUUUCUCCCGUGGACGGCAGUGAGGAAAUAUCGAAUCCGUUUAUUCAAGAGGAGGAAUGAUGCGCUGGGGUUUGAUGUUACUGCUAGCAAUAGGGAAACUUACCGAGGAAGAGGGUGGCGAUUCUCGGCUUCAGAUAGAUAUGCUGGUGCAGAGGACGGGAAAGCAUCUAAGAGACGUGGGAAGCAAUAUGUUAACGAUAUGCAGCUUCAUAAGACCAUCUAAGGGGAAGAAAAGGAGGGAUGAUACCCAAGGCAGGUCAAAAAAUAAUACGGUGGAGCAAUAAGGUCUCCCCUGGUUAGUCGGCGUGCAUUUCCGCCGAUGAGCCCCUCGUUCUCUAUAGAGCCCCAUUAUCCGCGUUGCGGCGAGACGUAUAUCCGCACGAGAUAGAGCCCGGAGUGCUGAACCCUCACUCCCUCAAUAGACCAAAUAAAGACCGCAACGCAUACCCAU
This is a messenger RNA of Westerdykella ornata, 1230 nucleotides long. RefSeq names its product U6 snRNA-associated Sm-like protein LSm7. NCBI's taxonomy places the organism in Eukaryota, Fungi, Ascomycota, Dothideomycetes, Pleosporales, Sporormiaceae. Gene Ontology annotation, molecular function: RNA binding. Bases 411 to 839 code for a protein of 142 amino acids. The transcript has 2 exons. The record is from RefSeq and is a predicted model, not a curated record. Gene Ontology annotation, biological process: mRNA splicing, via spliceosome; nuclear-transcribed mRNA catabolic process. Gene Ontology annotation, cellular component: spliceosomal tri-snRNP complex; catalytic step 2 spliceosome; U2-type prespliceosome.